AAUUAAUGCUAGAUUUUAAUAUUUUAUUAUUCCAUCCUUUUAGGCUGAACCCAGGAGGAGAGAGAAACUGACAGAGAAUAGAAAAUAUACUCAAAAGGAAGUUUGGGUCUCUCAGUAGUUGAAGAUUUGAAGCCUAAAGUUUGCAGCUUUCAGUAUCACAUCAUCUUCAAAAAGAUAUAAAUAAAAAGUGCUGAUAUUUGACCCACCUUUUUUUAUAUAAUUUUACAGAAGAUAAGCAUUUUGCUAGCUGAAUUCUUCAACUCCUUUGCGUUUUUCAUUCUGGGUCCUGCAAAUGCUGGUUAGACUUGGGACUCUUAAUUUAUUCUGAGGAACAUAAACUCAACCAGAAAUCUUUUUGAGUCUUAUGCAUGUCUGACCCUGUGGCAAUUGCUGAAAAUGGGAGAGGAGCAGUAUUGUGUCCAGCAAGAACUCAAUCUCUUGAUCUAAUUGCUUUGAAAGUAAAAGACAACAUUGGUACGACAUCAAAUGGGGACCUCUCUCGUACAUCUUCUACGGCUUCUGGAUUUCGGGUGGGAGAAAUCAUCCUACCAAAUGGGGAAUCUUAUUCAGGGUCAUUGCAUGGAAAUGUGCCAGAGGGUUCUGGGAAGUAUGUCUGGUCAGAUGGUUGUGUUUAUGAAGGUGGGUGGAGAAGGGGGAUGAGACAUGGGUGUGGCAAGCUUAGCUUUCCCUCCGGAGCAGUUUAUGAGGGCGAGUUUUCAGGUGGUUAUAUGAGUGGCCAAGGAACAUAUACAUGGCCAGGUCGUUUGACAUAUAAGGGUCGAUGGAGACUUAAUGUUAAACAUGGAUUGGGAUGUCAAAUUUAUGCCAAUGGUGAUGACUUUGAGGGUUCCUGGAUGCAGGGAUCGCCAGAAGGAAAUGGAAAAUACACAUGGGCUAAUGGAAAUGUUUACUUGGGAAGUAUGAAAGGAGGGAAAAUGUCUGGAAAAGGAAGCCUUACUUGGAUUAAUGGAGACAUGUUUGAAGGUAGUUGGUUGAAUGGAAUGAUGCACGGUUUUGGAGUAUAUACAUGGAGUGAUGGUGGUUAUUAUGUGGGAACUUGGACACGUGGGUUGAAAGACGGGAAGGGUGCAUUUUAUCCAAAUGGUAGCAAACUUCCAGCUGCCCAAGAACUUUACUUGGGUGCUUUAAGGAAACGAGGUGUAUUACCAGAUUUAAGAAAACAGAACCAGGUAUCUCAUCUUCAUCAAGCAUCCACAGUGAACAUGAGAAACGUCAAGGUUGGUAGGAGCCGUGAAUCUCGUCGUCAUCCAUCUGACAAGUUUUCCAAAGGAAACUUACUAAACUUAGAGCAAUCCCGUGAGAAAAACAUAUCUCUUGAGAGACGUUGGAGCUUGGAGGUUGCAAUUGAGAAGGUUAUUGGACAUGAUACAUCAUCUGUUUUAUCUGAAUCUGCUGCAGAAGGCAGAGAAAAAUCGCCUCAGACAAAUAUUCCUAUCGUUGAGCGGGAGUAUAUGCAAGGUGUUUUAAUCAAUGAGAUGGUUGUUAAUAAUUCAUUUUCUCCAAGGUCCAAAAAAGCUAAAAGGAGGCAAAAGAAACUAGCAAAGGAUGUUAAGAGACCAGGUGAAGCAAUUAUUAAAGGUCACCGAAGUUAUGAUUUGAUGCUCAGUUUGCAGCUUGGGAUAAGAUAUACUGUGGGAAAGAUCACCCCCAUACAAAGACGAGAAGUUCGAGCAUCUGAUUUUGGUCCACGUGCAAGCUUUUGGAUGGAUUUUCCUAAAGAAGGGUCGCAAUUAACACCCCCUCAUCAAUCUGAUGAUUUCAAAUGGAAAGAUUAUUGUCCGAUGGUUUUCAGAAAUUUGAGAGAGAUGUUCAAAAUAGAUGCUGCUGACUACAUGAUGUCCAUCUGUGGAAAUGAUGCCCUGAGGGAAUUGUCAUCUCCUGGGAAAAGUGGUAGUGUCUUUUUCCUCUCUCAAGAUGAUCGCUUCAUGAUUAAGACGCUGCGGAAAUCUGAAGUAAAGGUCCUUUUGCGUAUGCUUCCUGAAUAUCACCAUCAUGUGCGUACAUAUGAUAACACACUUAUUACCAAGUUUUUCGGCCUACACAGGAUCAAACCUUCUAGUGGUCAAAAGUUUAGGUUUGUGGUGAUGGGAAAUAUGUUCUGCACUGAAUUAAGGAUUCAUAGAAGGUUUGACUUAAAAGGAUCUUCCUUAGGGCGCUCAGCUGAUAAGGUUGAAAUUGAUGAAAACACCAUUCUUAAAGAUUUGGAUUUAAACUACAGCUUUUACUUGGAGCCAUCUUGGAGGGAGGCACUAUUGAAACAGAUUGAGAUUGAUAGUAAAUUCUUGGAGUCUCAGCACAUUAUGGAUUACAGUCUUUUGCUAGGAGUGCAUUAUCGUGCUCCUCAGCACCUUCACUCGAUGAUGUCUCGUAGUAUGGGCAUGAAUUCAGAUGGAUUGGGUGUUGUAGCAGAAGAAGAUGGACAUCAUCUGAUGGCAGAUACUUGGGAUGAUGGCAUGUUUGCUUACCCACAAAGCCUUGUUCUUGUUCCACGUGGAGAUGAUAGCAGUGUCGUUGUGGGUUCUCAUAUUAGAGGCAGUAGAUUGCGUGCAGUUUCUGCUGCGGGUAAUGAAGAAGUGGAUUUGCUCCUUCCGGGCACAGCCAGGCUUCAAAUCCAGCUUGGAGUGAACAUGCCAGCAAGAGCGGAACGCACUUUAGAAGAGUCUGAAUCAACAUUUCUCGAAGCUUAUGAUGUCGUCUUAUACUUGGGUAUAAUUGAUAUACUACAGGAUUAUAACAUGGGCAAGAAGAUCGAGCAUGCGUAUAAGUCUCUUCAGUUCGAUUCAUUGUCCAUAUCAGCAGUCGACCCAACAUUUUACUCAGAACGCUUCCUAGGUUUUAUUCAAAAAGUUUUCCCGCCUUUGACUCAGAGUUGAACAGAUCACAGAUGAAUGUCAAGUCAGUUGUUGUACACCAAAAUGAUCAAAUUCAAAAAUGGAAAAAAUAAAAAGAAACAGGGCUAGGUUACUGAUUUCUUAUAGAGUUUUUUGUUUUUAUUUACUUUUUCUUUAUUGUAAAUCUGGUGAAUGUCAUUUCUUGUAUUGAAGUUGGGUAAAGAGUGUUCAUGUAUGUACUUGAUGGGAUUUGUCAUCUGCUUCA
This is a messenger RNA of Spinacia oleracea (spinach), 3117 nucleotides long. Its product is annotated as phosphatidylinositol 4-phosphate 5-kinase 9. Gene Ontology annotation, molecular function: ATP binding; 1-phosphatidylinositol-4-phosphate 5-kinase activity. Gene Ontology annotation, cellular component: plasma membrane. Bases 369 to 2894 code for a protein of 841 amino acids. The record is from RefSeq and is a predicted model, not a curated record. Gene Ontology annotation, biological process: phosphatidylinositol phosphate biosynthetic process. The transcript has 9 exons. NCBI's taxonomy places the organism in Eukaryota, Viridiplantae, Streptophyta, Magnoliopsida, Caryophyllales, Amaranthaceae.